Messenger RNA from Centropristis striata (black sea bass), 3846 nucleotides. RefSeq names its product NLR family CARD domain-containing protein 3-like. The coding region runs from base 179 to 3304 and encodes 1041 amino acids. The record is from RefSeq and is a predicted model, not a curated record. Gene Ontology annotation, molecular function: protein binding. The transcript is spliced from 8 exons. NCBI's taxonomy places the organism in Eukaryota, Metazoa, Chordata, Actinopteri, Perciformes, Serranidae.
CCGGUCUACAGAUCGCCUUAUUGACUUUAAAGUUGGACAACCUGGAUCUGGAUCUGAACCCAGCUGUGUGUCCAUGAAGAGUGACCGGUCUAUGGGUUUCCCUUUUUAACUUUAAAGUUGAACAACCUGGAUCUGGGCCUGAACCCAGCUGUGUGUCCAUGAAGAGUGUGACCGGUCUAUGGGUCUUCCUGAGAACUUUAAAGUUGGACAAGCUGCUGAUGGAAGAGUUCAGCAGGAGAGCUCAGAGGGCCUCAGCGGUCAGUCUGACCCACAGCAUCAAACAGACCUGGACUCCAUAUUUAUGCUGCUGGAGGAGAACAUCGUCACUUUUGUAAAGAACGAGCUGAAGAAGAUCCAGAAAGUUCUGAGUCCAGAUUACCCAGAAUGCUUAGAGAGUCAGAGGGAGGAUGAUGAGGUGUUGGAGGAUGAGGAUGAAGAGCAGAGGAGGAGAAGCAGAGAGGAGUUUCUGAAUAUCACAAUUAACUUCCUGAGAAGAAUGAAGCAGGAGGAGCUGGCUGACUGUCUAAAGAGCAGAACUGGUGCUACAAUGUGCCGACGUAAUCUGAAGUCUAACCUGAAGAAUAAGUUCCAGUGUGUGUUUGAGGGGAUCUCUAAAGCAGGAAACCCAACCCUUCUGAAUCAGAUCUACACAGAGCUCUACAUCACAGAGGGAGGGACUGCAGAGGUCAAUGAUGAACAUGAGGUCAGACAGAUUGAAACAGCAUCCAGGAAACCAGACAGACCAGAAACAACAAUCAGACAAGAAGACAUCUUUAAAGCCCCACCUGGAAGAGAUGAACCAAUCAGAACAGUGCUGACAAAGGGAGUGGCUGGCAUUGGGAAAACAGUCUUAACACAGAAGUUCACUCUGGACUGGGCUGAAGACAAAACCAACCAGGACAUCCACUUCACAUUUCCAUUCACUUUCAGAGAGCUGAAUGUGCUGAAAGAGAAAAAGCUCAGCUUGGUGGAACUUGUUCAUCACUUCUUUACUGAAACCAAAGAAGCAGGAAUCUGCAGGUUUGAAGAGUUCCACGUUGUGUUGAUCUUUGACGGUCUGGAUGAGUGUCGACCUUCUCUGGACUUCCACAACACUGAGAUCCUGACUGAUGUCACAGAGUCCACCUCAGUGGAUGUGCUGCUGACAAACCUCAUCAGGGGGAAACUGCUUCCCUCUGCUCGCCUCUGGAUAACCACACGACCUGCAGCAGCCAAUCAGAUCCCUGCUGACUGUGUUGACAUGGUGACAGAGGUCAGAGGGUUCACUGACCCACAGAAGGAGGAGUACUUCAGGAAGAGAUUCAGAGAUGAGGAGCAGGCCGGCAGAAUCAUCUCCCACAUCAAGACGUCACGAAGCCUCCACAUCAUGUGCCACAUCCCAGUCUUCUGCUGGAUCUCUGCUACAGUUCUGGAUCUGUUGAAAACCAGAGAGGGAGGAGAGCUGCCCAAGACCCUGACUGAGAUGUACAUCCACUUCCUGGUGGUUCAGUCCAAAGUGAAGAACAUCAAGUACGAUGGAGGAGCUGAGACAGAUCCACAGUGGAGUCCAGAAAGCAAGAAGAUGAUCAAGUCUCUGGGAAAACUGGCUUUUGAUCAGCUGCAGAAAGGAAACCUGAUCUUCUAUGACUCAGACCUGACAGAGUGUGGCAUCGAUAUCAGAGCAGCCUCAGUAUACUCAGGAGUGUUCACACAGGUCUUUAGAGAGGAGAGAGGACUGUACCAGGGCAGGGUGUUCUGCUUCGUCCAUCUGAGUGUUCAGGAGUUUUUGGCUGCUCUUCAUGUCCAUCUGACCUUCAUCAACUCUGGAGUCGAUCUGAUGACAGAAGAACAAUCAACCUCCUGGUGGUCUGAAUUGUUCGAGGGCAAAUCAAUUCCUCUCUACCAGAGUGCUGUGGACAAGGCCUUACAGAGUCCAAACGGACACCUGGACUUGUUCCUCCGUUUCCUCCUGGGUCUUUCUCUGGAGACCAAUCAGACUCUCCUCAGGGGCCUGCUGACACAGACAGGAAGUAGCUCACAGACCGACAAGAAAACAUCCCAGUACAUCAAGAAGAAGAUCAGUGAGAAUCGUUCUCCAGAGAGAAGCAUCAACCUGUUCCACUGUCUGAAUGAACUGAAUGAUCGGUCUCUAGUGGAGGAGAUCCAACAGUCCCUGAGAUCAGGAAGUCUCUCCACAGAUAAACUGUCUCCUGCUCAGUGGUCAGCUCUGGGUUUCAUCUUACUGUCAUCAGGAUCAGAUCUGGACGUGUUUGACCUGAAGAAAUACUCUGCUUCAGAGGAGGCUCUUCUGAGGCUGCUGCCAGUGGUCAAAGCCUCCAACAAAGCUCUGCUGAGUGGCUGUAACCUCUCAGAGAGAAGCUGUGAAGCUCUGUCCUCAGUCCUCAGCUCCCAGUCCUCUAGUCUGAGAGACCUGGACCUGAGUAACAACGACCUGAAGGAUUCAGGUGUGAAGCAUUUUUCUGCUGGACUGAAGAGUCCACACUGCAGGCUGGAAACUCUCAGUCUGUCAGGCUGUAUGAUCUCAGAGGAAGGCUGUGCUUCUCUGGCCUCAGCUCUGAGCUCCAACCCCUCCCAUCUGAGAGAGCUGGACCUGAGCUACAAUCAUCCAGGAGACUCAGGAGAGAAACUUCUGUCUGCUGGACUGAAGGAUCCACACUGGAGACUGGAGACUCUCAGGGUGGACCAUGGUGGACUGCAGUGGUUGAGACCUGGUCUGAGGAAGUAUGUCUGUGAACUGGAACUGGACACAAACACAGUAAACAGAAACCUCAAACUGUCUGACAACAACAGGAAGGUGACAUAUGUGGAGGAGGAUCAGUCAUAUCCUGAUCAUCCAGACAGAUUUGACUACUGGUGUUUCCAGCUGCUGUGUAGAACUGGUCUGACUGGUCGCUGUUACUGGGAGGUCGAGUGGAGAGGAACAGCUUUUAUAUCAGUGAGUUACAGAGGAAUCAGGAGGAGAGGACGCAGUGACGACUGUUGGUUUGGAGAGAAUGAUCAGUCCUGGAGUCUGUACUGCUCUGAUGAUGGUUACUAUGUCAGCCACAAUAACAGCAGCACACACCUCUCCUCCUCCUCCUCCUCCUCCUCCUCCUCCUCCUCCUCCUCCUCCUCCUCCUCCUCCUCUGGUAGAGUAGCAGUGUAUGUGGACUGUCCUGCUGGCUCUCUGUCCUUCUACAGAGUCUCCUCUGACUCUCUGAUCCACCUCCACACCUUCAACACCACAUUCACUCAACCUCUUUAUCCUGGGUUUGGGUUCUGGUCACCUGGUUCCUCAGUGUCUCUGUGUCCUCUGCAGGUCUGAGAGUCUCUCCUGUGGACAGAAACUCUGCUGACUGAAAUCAAAGUUCAGUCUGUUCACCAUCACUCACACUCUGCACUGUGAAGCAGAUCUGUCUCAGACUCAAACACAAAACAUUCAUUUGUCUGAUUUCAUCUCUUUGCUGAUCAACAUGUUUCACUAGAAACACUUCCUGAUGUGUAACAUCUGCCUCCUCCCUGGUGCUGUGAUUCAAAGUGACUCUGUGGGACACACUGUAUAAACAAUGUAAAGUGUAUCUGUGUCCAUGUACACAUGCUGUAAUAAACUUGUAUUAAAUUGUAUGUGUUUUUAGGGACGGUGCAGGAAGCUUUGUGAAGCUUUGAGGCUUCAGACUCAGCAGCAGCACAGUGACAUCUGCUGGUUUAUAAACCUCACAGCAGCGUAAAUAUUUACAGAAAAAGUAUAUUUUUAGUAACAUUUUUUUUUCUUUUAGCUCUAUUGAUGCAUUUUGCACCCUUUGAACACCUUCGUGGCUAAAAUGUACAUGCAUAAAUAAACUGCUAUUAAAUCCCCAUACAUCAAUA